Colias croceus (clouded yellow) is the source of this 1626-nucleotide messenger RNA. It is a transcript of the gene Pex13, whose product is annotated as peroxisomal membrane protein PEX13. Gene Ontology annotation, cellular component: peroxisomal membrane; peroxisome; peroxisomal importomer complex. The transcript has 5 exons. Lineage: Eukaryota; Metazoa; Arthropoda; Insecta; Lepidoptera; Pieridae. The record is from RefSeq and is a predicted model, not a curated record. The coding region runs from base 199 to 1341 and encodes 380 amino acids. Gene Ontology annotation, biological process: protein import into peroxisome matrix, docking. Gene Ontology annotation, molecular function: protein binding.
UUCUGUGUCUACAUUCCAAUUCCAUUUUGUGAGCGUUUUUGCGUUUUACAGCGUUUUGUGUGUGUUGCUGUGAAGUGUUGUGUGGAUUAUUUCCUCUUUCAUAUCGAUUUGCAAGCGGAAAGUAAUUCAGUAGAAUCGUAAUUUAAAUCAAGAAAAAUUAAACGAAGAAGGGUGCAGUGUCCUAGGCAGUUUAUCAUAAUGAGUGAACCAAUGAAACAUUUCGAAGUACACUCUGACCCGACCUUAUCAAACGUUGGCGUAGCACGGGUUGUUGAUGUGCAAGCUCCGAUGUUUAGAAACGCCGUGCCGUCUCAAUCAACAGCUGUGCUUGUAGGGCCGCCUGUGCUACCGCCAAGACCUGAUAUAGGUGUUCAACCUAGUUAUUCUAUGAAUAGCUAUGGGGGCCUUGGUGGGGCCUACGGAAUGGGUGGUUCUUACGGGAUGGGGGGGUAUAGCAAUUACGGAUAUGGUGGGAUGGGGGGAUACGGAAUGAAUUCUUACGGCAUGGGGGGAAUGGGACCUUACGCCAGUUAUAACAGGUUCCCUCCGUAUGGAGACAUUGAAAAUAGGUUCAUACAACUGGCCGAGGAGCGAUCACGUCCAGCGUUCGACUCCAUACAGAGUGUGGUGAACGCAGUGGGCAGUGUCGCCAUGAUGCUGGAGAACACCUUCUUUGCGCUGACCAGCUCGUUCAGAGCUAUUUUGGGUGUAGCCGAGAACUUUGGCCGUUUGCGCACACUGUUCGCGCAGUUCUGGUCGACGUUCGCCGCGGUGCGAACCCUCAACUGGUUGGUGAGGAAGCUGAUGGUUCUGCUCGGUAUUCGGACUGAGUGCGAGUUUAAGGCAUGGGCAGAAGCAGUAGCCGCCACACAGACCGGUACGGCUACGCCAGAACAAAAGGCGAAGGGCUCCAGUUGGCCGAUACUGCUGUUCUUUGGCGUGAUAGCCGCAGCACCGUAUAUUGUGCUGAAGAUGCUGAACGGCCUGUCUAACAGUAUCCAUGAGAGAUUGCAAGACCCGAACUCAUGGCAGAAUCCGCUCCGUGCGGUCGCCCAACACGACUUCCAAGCGUCCUCUCCUCAAGAGUUAAGCUUCCGUCGCAACCAAGUGCUAACACUAGCACCACAACACUUGCAAGGGCAUCUCUGGAAUUCAGGCUGGCUGAUGGCGACUAUAGAUCGACAAUUCGCCGGCCUCAUCCCAGUCUCGUACAUAAAAGUCAUCAAACCGGCGGAAAAUAAUGAAAAACCAGUGGAAACGCAGAAAAUGGAAGCGCCGAAACCGGAAAAUCAAAAGGUGGAAAGCGAAAAUGUUGAGAAACAAGUCCCGCAACAGGUGUAAAUUGACAGCUGUCAGCGUGGUUGAUGUUGUGUUUUUUUUUCGUUCGAUCGUUGUCUGUGGUUUUGACGUUGUGUCUACUGGUAAAUGUCAAUGUGACAUGGCGCGUAUUUAUCGAUCAAUGUUCGUUUCAAAUGUUCUGUCAUAUUCAAAUAGGUUAAGGCUCUAUGAUAAUCAUUAAUCACAGUAUAAUUAAUCAAUAAUCAGUGGUAAUUGGUGUAUACAACGGUUAAUAAGAUUUUUAACUCAUUUAAAAAAUGAUGAUAAAAAAUAAAUAAGUAAGUACUU